This is a messenger RNA of Vanessa tameamea, 2108 nucleotides long. Its product is annotated as solute carrier family 22 member 7-like. NCBI's taxonomy places the organism in Eukaryota, Metazoa, Arthropoda, Insecta, Lepidoptera, Nymphalidae. Gene Ontology annotation, biological process: transmembrane transport. Bases 57 to 1763 code for a protein of 568 amino acids. Gene Ontology annotation, molecular function: transmembrane transporter activity. The transcript has 7 exons. Gene Ontology annotation, cellular component: membrane. The record is from RefSeq and is a predicted model, not a curated record.
UGCUUAAGCCAGAUAUAACUCGCUAAAUAUUGACGGACUAGAGUAUAUUAUAACAAAUGUCCAAUGACAACAAAGAAAGUGGCGCGAAUGAUCCUUCGAAUAAGCAUACUGAGGCUAUCAGCGAUGACCGAAUGGCGGGCAGUUUUGAGAAACCUUUAGAUCUUGACGAUGUGUUGGUCAAUGAAUUGGGACAAUUCGGGUGGUUCCAACUGCGUAACGUCAUUCUUGUCUCAAUCCCCAUUAUGAUGUCAGCAUUUAUGAGUGAAUUCAUUUUCUCGUCAGCUGCAAUACCACAUAGAUGUCGAAUUCCAGAAUGUGGAGAGUACGGAAAUUUGCACCAAUAUGAUCCUGAGUGGAUCUUGAACGCUGUGCCGGAGACAAGUUCAGGAUUUUCGAGCUGUCAGAGAUACGUUCCCCGAGGUCUCGGCACUAACGGUACUCUAGAUUAUUGUCCUGCUGAUCUCUUCAACAACUUGGAAACUGUUGAGUGUGAUGGUUACGUGUAUGCGAGGGACAACACGAUUGUUUAUGAUUUUGAUCUCGGAUGUCAGGACUGGCUCCGUGCGUUACCUGGUACUCUUAACAGCGUAGGAACAUUACUAGUGCUACCGAUCACUGGUUACAUUUCCGAUCGUUUCGGUCGCAAGCGGGCUCUGAUAAUUAGCGUCUUUAACUUGGGUCUUAUCGGUCUCAUCCGCGCCUUUUCCGUCAAUUACAUCAUGUACGUAGUUCUACAAAUCUUACAAACUACACUCGGAGCGGGGACAUUUAGUUCUGCCUAUAUUUUCGCUGCUGAACUUGUCGGACCGAAGUAUCGUGUAAUAACAAGUUCUGCAGCUGCAUCUAUGUUCGCCGUCGGACAAGUAGUACUCGGCUCGGUGGCUUGGCUCAUUCAUCCCUGGCGGUACAUGAUCAUGGCUCUUCACAUCCCUUGCUUUCUUGUUAUAAGCUACUACUGGAUUUUGUCUGAAAGUGUCAGGUGGCUCCUAGCAAAGAAGAAGUUCACCGAAGCCAGGGAAGUAUUGGAGACUGUAGCAAAAGUGAACAAUAAACAUAUUAGUCAAAAAAGUUUAGAAGCUUUAAUGAAUACGUCAGACACAUCCGUCCAAGCUUCAGACGCUAAUAAACCAGGAUUGGUUCGGAGUAUAGUACGGUCGCCAACUCUACUUAGACGAGUCUGCACUAUUCCAAUCUGGUGGAUUACCUCUACCUUUGUCUACUACGGACUGUCCAUCAACUCGACUGGUCUCUCUGAUACAAUUCACUUGAAUUACAUUUUGACUUGUGCUGUUGAAAUUCCAGGCAAUUUCGCGUCAGUUUUUAUAGUAAAUAUAAUUGGUAGAAAGGCCACGCUUUCCUGUGGUUUCUUUUUUAGUGCCUUGUGCAAUAUAGUUUUUAUCUUCAUCUCAAACGAUCUAUACGUAGUGCGAUUGAUAAUUUUCAUGCUGGGCAAGUUUGGAAUUUCGGUAGUGAUGACGUCAUUAUACCUGUACACUUCAGAACUGUAUCCGACGGAGUUUCGCCACAGCUUACUCGCUUUCUCAUCUAUGAUUGGUAGAAUUGGAUCCAUUACGGCGCCACUUACUCCAGUACUUAUGAAUUACUGGCACGGUAUCCCCUCGAUACUUUUUGGCGGUAUGGGUAUAAUCGCUGGUCUGCUAGUGCUCACACAGCCCGAAACUACGGGUACUAAAAUGCCAGAUACCCUAGCGGAAGCCGAGGCACUGGGAAGGAAUGACUCCAAACUUGAACAGUCGAGAUGAUUGUUACGUUCUACGGAUCUAUGUUUUUAUCUUAAGAAAUAUUUCAUGCGCGUUAUGUUUGAUUCAAAUUGUUAAAUACUUAUCUGUUUUUAAUUUCAAUCUAAUUAUUAAUCUUGUGGUAGUUACACGGAGUUUCAAAUUUCAAACAAAUUAUCCUAAUAUAAAAACACAAUUUUAUUUCAUCCCAAGGACACGGCCACGAAUGCGAUGCCGUAUCUCUUUAUUGCAGGUUAUUCUGUAGCCUACCUAAGAGGACUGUACCCACUAGUUUAUCGAGUAUGUCGUGAUUAUUGUUUACUAUAAUUGUGCUACAGUAUCUCUUAUUAAAACAAUGUGUUUUCUAUU